This is a messenger RNA of Paramecium primaurelia, 490 nucleotides long. The record is from the annotation of a GenBank genome assembly. Lineage: Eukaryota; Ciliophora; Oligohymenophorea; Peniculida; Parameciidae.
AUGGAUUUCUUUUUCAUAUGGUUUAUAAUAUUCUAAAAAUUAUUGAAUUUAUUUCCAUUUACUUAGUUAAAUCGUUGUUUUAUUUAUGAAAUCUUUAUUUUAUAUGUAUAUUAGUAGAACUAUCGAUAAUUAAAAAAAGAUAGAUAUUUGUAUUUUCUUUAUUAUGAUAUUUGUUAUAAUUAAUUUUUUGAAAUGGGAUGUUUUUAGUCUAGAAAUGAAAAAUUGAUUGAGGAACAAAAGGAACAAGCAGCUAUGAAUGAAUAAGAUAAAAGUACUGAAAUCUCAUAUUUAGUUAGAUAAUAACUUAGAUUUAGUGAGUUGUUCAUGUUCAGAGAGUGUCAUUAGUUAAAAUAAAUCUACUAAGAAAGUAUCAAUAGAAGAAUGUCGUAAUUCUUUUAAUAAAAGUAUUGAUUUAAUGGAAGAAGUGAAUAAGAAAUUAGAAGCAUUUUCAGGAAAUGAUUCAGAUUUAUCAGAUAGUGAAUUAAAUUGA